This is a messenger RNA of Penicillium crustosum, 312 nucleotides long. RefSeq lists its product as uncharacterized. NCBI's taxonomy places the organism in Eukaryota, Fungi, Ascomycota, Eurotiomycetes, Eurotiales, Aspergillaceae. The record is from RefSeq and is a predicted model, not a curated record. The transcript has 4 exons. The coding region runs from base 1 to 312 and encodes 103 amino acids.
AUGGGUACAGGUGACACUAUGACGCGGAGUUCUGGUGGUUCUCCCUCUCUAGUAUUAAUCCGGGAGGCCAACGAUGAUUUCUACAAGGUGAUGCAAAUUCGGUUUGAGCAACUUCAUGCUAGUGAUUCUAAACACCGUCCUACACUUCCUCUGAAGCGUAAUGGAGAGGUUAAUGCGACUGAAAUGCGUCUUCAACUCCGUGAGAUGGGUCAUACUGGGGCUUGUGUGUCAUGCAAAGCUGAUUCUACCGCUAAGUCCUGCUGCACUAAUACUCGUCGCGCCAAGUAUGAUUACUUUGAGUACUUCUCCUAG